This is a messenger RNA of Hyaena hyaena (striped hyena), 1691 nucleotides long. RefSeq names its product complement factor H-like. Lineage: Eukaryota; Metazoa; Chordata; Mammalia; Carnivora; Hyaenidae. The transcript has 8 exons. Bases 5 to 1243 code for a protein of 412 amino acids. The record is from RefSeq and is a predicted model, not a curated record.
ACAAAUGCAGUCAUGCCCACCUCCACCUCAGAUUCCCAAUGCUCAGAGUAUGUCAACGACAAUAAAUUAUCGGGAUGGAGAAAAAGUAUCUGUUGUCUGUCAGGAUGGUUAUAUAACUCAAGAUGAAGACGAAAUCGAAUGCAAAGAUGGAAGAUGGCAGUCGAUACCACACUGUGUUGAAAACAACCCAUGUCCUCAACCACCUCAGAUAGAACACGGAACCAUCAAAUCAUCUAAAUUUUCAGAAGAAAUGGAUGCAACAUUGAAACCUGAGCUUUAUGCACAUGGCACCAAAUUAAAUUACGCUUGUGAGAAAGGUUUCCAGAUAUCUGGAAAAGAUGAGAUAACGUGCCACAUGGGAAAAUGGAGUUCUCCACCUCGGUGUGUAGGGAAUCGUUGUGAUUUUCCAAAAAUAAAACAUGGUAGUCUAUACUAUGAAUCUUACUAUAGACGAGACUUUCCAGUACGUGUAGGAAAAAGAUAUUGGUAUUCCUGUCAUCCCAAUUUUGAGACGGUUUCAAAAGAACGCUGGCAAUAUAUUCAUUGUACACAAGAAGGAUGGUCACCAGCAGUACCAUGCCGCAGACAAUGUAUUUUCAGUUAUUUGAAAAAUGGAAAUUCUCCAAAACAAGCAAGAAAAUACGUACAAGGUGAAUCUGUAACAGUUGACUGCAAAUCUGGCCACAGUCUUCAAAAUGAGCAGACUACGAUGACAUGUACAGAGGAUGACUGGUUCCCUCCUCCUGAGUGUAUUCCUCUCAAAACAUGUUCAAAAUCAGAGAUAACAAUUGAAAAUGGAUUUUUUUCUGAAUAUGAACAAACAUAUUCCUUAAACACAGAAACACAGUAUCAGUGUAAACCAGGAUAUGUAACACCAGAUGGUAAACCUUCAGGAACAAUUACAUGUCUGAAAAGUGGAUGGUCACCUCAACCCACAUGUAUUAAAUCUUGUUACAAGCCAGUGUUUGAGAAUUCUAAAGCCAAAAGCAAUGGCACGUGGUUUAAACUCAAUGACAAGCUGGACUAUGAAUGCCACGAUGGAUACGAAAGCCAACAUGGGCGCACAGGUUCAAUAGUGUGUGGUAACGAUGGUUGGUCUCAUAAACCAAUAUGUUAUGACCCUAAGGACAAAUGUGGGCGCCCUCCACGUAUUGCCAAUGGAGACAUGACCACAUUCCCCAAAUCGGAAUAUGACCCAGGAUCGUCAGUUGAGUACCAGUGCCAGUCCUUGUAUGUGCUUUAGGGAAACAUGAUCAUAACAUGCAGCUAUGGGCAGUGGUCCACACCACCAAAGUGCUUGGAUGUAUGUAUAAUAUCAGAAGACGUCAUGGAAAGGCAUAACAUACAAUUUCGAUGGUCUUCUAUGAAAAAAAUGUAUGCCCCAACAGGGGAUACUGUUGAUUUUCUAUGUAAACCUGGAUAUCAGACAGAACAUCCAUUGCGAGUAACCUGUUGGGAGGGAAUUCUGACCUAUCCUGUUUGUGUUAAAAGCAAUGGUUAGAUACAUUCCUAAAACUAAAACAUGUACAUUUAUUCAGAAUUUUUCAUAAUCCAAUUCUCAUAUUUUUUUGUCAAGUGUUGUUUAACUCAUUUAUAUUCAUAAACCAGAAUUUGUGUUAAAUAUUAUAUGGAUGAUGUAAUUUAAUCUGAGAGAUGAAUAAAUCACAUCUUACAAACUUGGCAAUCCACAA